ACUUUCCUUGAACAAACCGCUAACUCAGCUGAUCCAUCAGAUAGAAGGCCACCUGGCUUGACUGAGGAGGCCAUAUACGAAUCUGAUGCUGCCUCUGAUUCAAGGAUAAAUAGCCCUUCUCCUAGGCCACCUGGCUUGACUGGGAGGCCAUAUACAAAUCUGAUGCUGCCUCUGAUUCAAGGAUAA
Molecule: messenger RNA, 186 nt
Organism: Arabis nemorensis
Lineage: Eukaryota; Viridiplantae; Streptophyta; Magnoliopsida; Brassicales; Brassicaceae
Source: the annotation of a GenBank genome assembly